CCUUAUUGAAGUGCGAGCCACAAACUCCUUUCUUUCCCUUUCUUCUUUUCAAAGAAACAUCCGUUCUCACACACACAUACAUGCUCAAUCAGAAAAUGUAAAACAAGGCUUGAAUAUUCCACAAAGGGAAUGUGCAACUUUAAACUUUGUUUUUGUUCCCGAUCAUGACUCAAAAGACUCAAAGAGACUCAAAGUAUAUAUAUGAUUAAGGUUCACAACAAAAGAAACAUCCGUUCCCCCUCUCUUUUUUUGGUUCCUUGAUCAGGGUUAUCAAUUCAUCAUUGGUAUAUAAGAUCGAUCGUCUUUGUUCGCUUUUUCUCUUCCCCUCGAUCAUUAAAUCAACUUCAAUUACCAGUUGGACACCUUUAAACCGAAUUGCUAUAAAUUACACCUUUACUUCACCCCCACACAAAGAUGGCACAACCAACAACCCAAACACCAUCAAGGGCACAACAUUUGAUCGAAUUACAGAGAAACAGAGAAGAAUAUCAAAGACAACUUGACAGACAAGCAGAACGUCCAUCACAGCGAAGGCGACAUAAUCCAACAACAACGACGACGAUGAGUAGAACGGAUACGAUUGAUUAUGAUGAAAUUCGUCGUCAUUUUGAAAGACGGGAAAGGGAAGAAGCUUUCAAUCGUGCAAGAAGGGAAGCAAAUGAUGCACUUUUACAACAAGAACAAUUGAUGGAACAACGCGCUCAAGCACUUUCUCAAGCUCAAGCAAGGGCUGAUUCUUUCAGUCGUCGUGCAACGAGAAGUAUGCAACAGGUUCCACAAAAUCCAGCUCAAUCUCAACAUCGUGUUUAUUUGAUCAAUUGUAAAAGUUGCGGAACCUUUUUGACGGAUCGUGGAAUGAAGGCGGUUUUGUUAUUGCGCCCACAUAUCACUUUAUAUUCAACCGAUGCUAUGCCAAAUUGCGGUGCCUUGCAUGCUCCUUCCCGCUUGGCAGAACCUUCUGCGCCUCAUGAACCGGUUGUUGAACGUACGUGUGAUUGUCUUACCCAAAGUUUGGGCUGUUACGGUUGCGGGAAUGCGGUUGGUUAUCACAUCGUAUCACCAUGUCAAAGAUGCACAAACAGUGUUGCAAAACAUCAAAGAAGUUCUAACGGUCAUCGAACCGUCUUGCAUUGCGCAGAAAUUGCAGUACGCGAAAGAAGAUACGUUCCCGGAGAACCAGGCGUAAUGACCGCACCUUAUCUUCCACCUUUCCCACAAAUGCUCACUUAUAGUCAAGCAUACCCAAGCAGCAGAUAUGCCAACGCAAAUCGUCAAAACGAAGACGAGGAGGAGGAAGACGAUGAUUUGGAUGAAGACGAAGAUGAUGAUGAAUUCGAAGAUGAAGAAGAGAAAGCAUAUCGCAAUGAUCCAUUCAUCUAUGCUCACCCGCCAAGCAAAUAUCGUAACCUCAAACGAGGAGAUGUUUUAUUUUGGUCAGAUUUAGCAGCCGGAGGUGAACGUUCACCACCCAUUGAUUCUGAUGAUCAUCUCAGUUUACCACCAGCAGGCCGUUGAUCGGUCUGUCGAACUUUGCACGAAGCGCCGCCUCCAACCCAAACCCAAAUCCAAAUCCAAAUCCAUACCCACCUUUGUUAACUGUUUCUUACCCCAUACCAUUUGUACUUUUUAUCCCUACAUGCAUUUGCCCCGGAAACAAACAAACACAUACAGAAUCGUUUAAUUGACACAACGAAUCGGUUUUCUCAUAUCCUUACACAUAUACUCUAUAACAUACCAUACGUUUUCUCAUGAUUUGCUUGAAAUGUUUUAUUUAUUAUUAUACUGUACAA
Molecule: messenger RNA, 1790 nt
Organism: Meira miltonrushii
Lineage: Eukaryota; Fungi; Basidiomycota; Exobasidiomycetes; Exobasidiales; Brachybasidiaceae
Exons: 1
Coding region: 415-1515 (366 amino acids)
Cellular component (GO): cytosol
Source: RefSeq, a predicted model, not a curated record